AGCUUAUACAGGUAGGCCUAUGCCUGCAUAAUUUCAUUUUUGUAUGUAGCCUACACUGUUGAUUUUAACUUAAACGCAUCACAAUAAAACGCGCGUAUAUAAUAAUAAUAUUAAAUUAGCAUAUUGCCAUUAAAUCGCUUUUUGGACAACUCCGUGUAGGCUAUCUCAAAUUAAAGCGCGUGUUUGUGCGCUUUAAAGGAGAUUUUCCUGCACAUUAUUCGCGGUUUGUAUUUAAACUCCUCUUAAAUUUCACCGGCUCGAUUAAAUAUUCAUUCUGGAAAAUUCCUCUAUUCGGCAUAAACGAACGAGCCACCAGCAGCCCAAACAAACAAACCAACCUCGCUCGGUGCAUUAGCCUAAAACAUGCAACAGAAGAAGAAUUUAGAUAUUAAAAAUAAUAAUUGCACUAUAUUUCCACAGGGUCAGACACGGAGUUCAUACAGCAUGGCCGUGUAUAUUCCAGGAGGGCCGCGCAGAGGUGGCGGUGGCGGGUCGGACACCACCAGGACUCCGCCGCAGAUUCUGGCUGGCUCGGGUUACUGCAAGUGGUUUAAUGUCCGCAUGGGCUUUGGAUUUAUAUCGAUGACCAGCAGCGAGGGGAAGCCAGUGGACCCUCCACUGGACGUGUUCGUUCACCAAAGUAAGCUGGUGAUGGAGGGCUUCAGGAGCCUACGGGAGGGCGAGCAGGUUGAGUUCACCUUCAAGAGGUCGAGUAAAGGUCUGGAGUCGCUCAGGGUCACGGGGCCCGGCGGGGGCCCAUGCUCGGGCAGUGACCGACGCCCCAAAGGCAAGGCCCCGCCCCUCAAGCGCAAACCAAAGGGAGACCGGUGUUAUAACUGUGGAGGUCUGGACCACCACGCUAAAGAGUGUGGCCUUCCACCCCAGCCAAAGAAGUGUCACUACUGUCAGAGUGUCACACACAUGGUGGCCCAGUGUCCCCACAAGAGGGCGCUGUCCCCCUCCACGUCUCAGGACCUCCAGCGGCCCUCCACCUCAGCUCAGUCCCAGGAAGAGGAGAGCCGGUCGGGCUCGUCGUCCUCCCCGGAGGAAGCGUCUCAGCGGGGCAGUCACUCCCAGCGCUGGAGGAAAAGCUGGGACUGAAAUGAUCUACCUCACACCAGACCCUCCCUUCCCGUGCAGCUAUGGUAUCAGCCGAUGGGUGUGUGUGUACAUGCCUGUGUUCUCACUGAGCAAUCACAACAAACUCUGCACGAGUGUGUUUCGACUGAAUAUUACAAGGCAACAAAGAUUAGCUAUUUUACCUCCAUAAUGUGCGAGAAACCGAAAUACACUUUUUUUUAUUGAUCUGCUGUUUAGACUGGCUUUCUUAAAGCAUGUUCCUCUUCUUAACGAGAACAUUUUAUUUUUACGAUAACAUAACUUUCCUCUGAAACUUUUGAAUGCUAGUGUGUAUGAUAUGAUAAUAAUCAGAAAUGUUUCUUGAGCAUUAGAGUGAUUUCUGAAGGAU
This is a messenger RNA of Pimephales promelas (fathead minnow), 1468 nucleotides long. RefSeq names its product lin-28 homolog B (C. elegans) (gene lin28b). Gene Ontology annotation, cellular component: cytoplasm; nucleus. Gene Ontology annotation, biological process: pre-miRNA processing. The record is from RefSeq and is a predicted model, not a curated record. Lineage: Eukaryota; Metazoa; Chordata; Actinopteri; Cypriniformes; Leuciscidae. Gene Ontology annotation, molecular function: zinc ion binding; mRNA binding.